UAAUUAGGCUCGAAUCAUCCUUCCUUCUACCACGAAACAUCACAAAUCGAAGCAAUCAUGAGCGGCUACGGUUACGGUAACAACGACUACCCUCAGCAGGGCCACCAAUCCGGCGGUUCUGCCAACUCGUACUACCAGGGAGCUUCGAACGAGCAGCAAGGCUAUCACACACAAUACCAGCAGCCCCCUCCGCCAUAUGGCAAUGAGGGCCAGCAAGGUUAUGGCGGACCUCAGGGCUAUGGCGGACCUCAGCAGGGCUAUGGCGGACCCCAGCAGGGCUAUGGCGAACCCCAGGAGGGCGAGCGAGGCUUGAUGGGAGCUUUGGCUGGAGGUGCGGCCGGAGCUUUUGGCGGUGCCAAGUUUGGAGGCCAGGCCACCGGCCACGCCAAGACAAGCGGUGUUGUUGGAGCCAUUGUCGGAGCCAUUGCUGGGUCAAAGCUGCAGGACGGCGUCUCAGACUGGCGACAUGAGCGAAAGGAGGAGAAGCACGAGGCACAGAUGUACAAGGAGGAGAAGAGAUACGAGGAGCACAGAUAUGAAGAGGAGCGCCGCCGUCGCGGCUCCCGAAGCCGCUCCCGAAGCCACUCUCGCCGUCGCUCCCGCUCCAGCAGCAGCAGUUCCAGCGGCUCGUCCAAGAAGCAUCACCGCCGCCACUCACGCUCGCGCUCAGGCUCCAGAUCGCGCGGCCACCACGGAAACACCAUCGUUGUCCAGCAGGGAGACACUCUCCGUGCUAUUGCUGCCCGCUAUGGCACCUCGUAUGAGGCGAUUGCCAGACACAAUGGCAUUGACAACCCUGAUCUGAUCUACCCUGGCCAGGUCCUCCGGGUCCCCGAACGUUGGUAAAGUGGUUUUGGAUGCAUCGCCGUGAUGUUGAUGGUGUGUAGACAGAGAAAGAGAAGGUGCAUCUUAAGAUGAAAUCAUGCUGUGCAAAAGAGAUGAUCCCGAACACGUCAACGGGCAAUAACGGAUAGUUGAAAGAGAGUAUAAGACUGAAAUUAAAAGUCAUCUCCAAUAGGAAGAAUCAAAAAUACAAUAGUAUUCAUCAUAUGAAUACCCGAU
Trichoderma virens Gv29-8 is the source of this 1062-nucleotide messenger RNA. Its product is annotated as carbohydrate-binding module family 50 protein. NCBI's taxonomy places the organism in Eukaryota, Fungi, Ascomycota, Sordariomycetes, Hypocreales, Hypocreaceae. The coding region runs from base 58 to 846 and encodes 262 amino acids. Gene Ontology annotation, cellular component: outer membrane. The record is from RefSeq and is a predicted model, not a curated record. The transcript has a single exon.